AUGGAGCCCCUCCCAAAGCUAACUGAGGGCAGAUCUGUAAUCUCUUCAUAUCCAGAUCUCCUCUCGACCCUGACAGACUUCCUAACAGUCUGCAUCCACACGAUCCUCUACUACCGCAACAUCUACCCACCCGAACUCUACAUCAAAGCGCGCAAGUACAGCUUCCCCGUGUACCAGUCCCGCCACGAGCGCGUUUGUAAGUGGAUUGCGGAUGCGGUUGGGGCUGUUGCUGGAGAGAUUGCGAAGGGCAAUGUAUCAAAAGUCAGCCUAAUUCUAAUUUCCCCGAGAAACGUUCCAUUGGAGAGAUACGUUUUCGACCUUAGCGUGUUCCCGAAUGUUCCGUUUGAGGGUGGGUAUAAUGAUUUGCUCCUGCAGCAGUUGGCAGAGGUUGGAGGGAGAGGAGGGGAAUCAGGAGGGGAAAGGAAGAGAUUGGACGAAAUUACGAUUGCGGGGUUGGAGGCACAGUUUAGGGCCUGUCUGAUGAAGCUUUCCAUCGCUGCUCCAGACCUGGGUAGGUUACCUGAAGACUGCACGUACACUGUGGCGGUAGAGAUGAAGGAGCCGGGAGCGCCGAUAAAUUACGCUGAAGUCUGGGUUCCCGCCGAAGGGCAGGGUAGUGACGGGGCUGGUAUUAGGCAUGGCGGCGGGACCAGAUCUACUGGUAUCAGAACAGUGGAAGCGGGCUCGAUUUGCCUUGAAUUUUCAAUAGAAGAGACAACCACUAAAACAAAAAUGGCCCUUGAGCAGUAGCAAAAUUCAAUGGAGUUGGCCGUGCAAACAAUGAAGAAAAGAAA
Molecule: messenger RNA, 794 nt
Organism: Tuber melanosporum (Perigord truffle)
Lineage: Eukaryota; Fungi; Ascomycota; Pezizomycetes; Pezizales; Tuberaceae
Exons: 3
Coding region: 1-750 (249 amino acids)
Cellular component (GO): zeta DNA polymerase complex
Source: RefSeq, a predicted model, not a curated record